AUGGAUAUUUGGGUGGUUGCAGCGGCUGCUGGGGCUGUGUAUGUAGGCCAGCAUUGGAAGAAUAUUUUGAGGGAUGGGGGAAGUUUUUCAGUGUCAUCAUCCGGGAGGAGUUUUGUCAAGCCUGAAUCCUCUCUCUUUAAAGCGCAGAUUCAGGACAAAAAUUGUCCCUUCAGCAGUUUGGUGCAGAGAAAAAAACCAGUUGAAGAUCCAUAUAUGGAAGAAGAACCAAUUUCUGAUGGUGAUUCCAUGGCAGAAGUGACUUCUACUAGUGGGUCUGAUGGCACAAAACUCUUAGAAUUAGGCAAUCAUAAGGAUUGCAAUCUACUUUCAAUAUCAAGUUUAUCACCUGAGGUUUUAAGCACUGAAGAUCUUCAAGGGGAUCGAAGAGUCAUAAGUGGUGAGAUUGGUGAGAACUUUGGUGAUUUAUUACUUAAACCUUCUAUCAGAGAUAUUGGGUUUGCUUUUGGUUCUGCUAGGAACAAAAGUACCCUUAAAAGCGGCCGGACUCAAUUCAUUAAACCUCUAAGUUCUUUGCAGAGUUGUCUCGUAGCUCAGAUGUACAAGGAACAUGCUGAGAUGGAAGAGUAUAUACUUAGUUCCAUUCCUUCACCAUCUUCACCAACUGUGAAACCAUUUUUUGUGACUGAUGGAGGCAGAAUAAUCUGCAGAGCAAGUGGUGAUGUUUUCAGCAGAGCAACUGGAAUUAGGAAAAAUAAGAUGCACAAGGAGUCCUAUUCAAAAGAGAACGAUACUGUUCUUGGAAUUCCUCCACUGCCAAAUGCCAGGUCUCUGAAGAUUGUAAGGAAAAUGAAAGUUAAGAUGGGCAAGGAGCGGAGUGGAAGAUUGAGCAGUUCCCGCAAAAUGGUCAAUGGAAACCACGUUUCACAAGAUGCAUCAGGAUCAUCCCAUGGAGCUCUUCUUUUUUGUCUUGGCAUAUCUGUUGGCAUUAUAUCUUCGUUAUUAGCUAAUAAUCGGGAGGUAAACAAAUUGAAUGAGUUGUUGAAGCAGACUGAGAACUUGGUUCAGGAUUUACAAGAGGAACUUGAGAUGAAAGAUUCAUUAACUGUGAAACAGCUUGCUACGGAGGAUUACGAAUCAUUGGAUACGCAUCACAAUUAUAACAACAAAGGGGCACCACCUGCAUUGUCCCCUCUACAGAAUUUUCAUGAACCAACAAAAUAUGAUCAUGAAGAAUUACAUGAUCAGAAGGCAGAUGAAGAGUCUCUCAGUAAAAUUGAAGCAGAACUUGAAGCUGAACUGGAGAGACUGGAACUAAAUAUGAAUUCAUCCAGUUUGGAGGGAAAAUUGUUUGAUCUAGUUGAGAUUGACCCAGAUUCUGUGCCAGACAUUGUCCAGGGAGAGUUGAGAACGGACAUGCUUGGUUGGCAAGCUGGUGCCCAACCUUAUGCUGAUCGAGAUGGAAGUGGCAGCUCCACCACUCACUCUGCUAACUAUGCAGUCUCCCCCAGAGAGCUGAGCUUGCGGUUACAUGAAAUCCUUCAAUCAAGACUCGAAGAACGUGUUAAGGAGCUUGAAACAGAACUUCAAAACAGCCAGAAAAAGGUUCAAUACAUGGUAUCAGAGCGUAUAAACUCAUGGAGAGAGUUCUCGAAUAGUGAAGCCGGUUCUUCCUCUAUCCAAGGAAGUCCUAUUGCCAAAGAAGAACAAAACCCUGCAGAACAGACACUGAUUAUUAAUCUGUCAGAUGAACCUCGAUAUGCUUGUAAUGGGGCUUAUGACGAGUUCACAAAGAUUGAAUCAGAAGAAGAGGAUUCGCCAUCAGGAAUCAGGAAGAACAGUUAUCAAGAGAGCUUGCAAUCAUUUGAUGGAAAUUUAUACAUCGUUCAAAAUGGUGUGGUAAACCAUGACAUGCCAUUUCAGCCACUCACUAAAGAGAACGGAGCAACAACAUUCAUCCAGCAAAAGGGAGAAGAUUACAUCACCUUUUCAAACGACAUUGGUUCAAGUGGAGAUGAAAAUGACAAUGAUCACGAUGAGACGGAAAAACUGUUGAUAAAGCAGAUUGUAGAGAAAGCCAGGAAAGGCUCUCCUGUAGUUUUAAAUGCUCAAAGGGCAUUGUUUUUUAGGGAUGAAAAUUUACUUUGA
This is a messenger RNA of Ilex paraguariensis (yerba mate), 2106 nucleotides long. Lineage: Eukaryota; Viridiplantae; Streptophyta; Magnoliopsida; Aquifoliales; Aquifoliaceae. The record is from the annotation of a GenBank genome assembly.